Molecule: messenger RNA, 1107 nt
Organism: Dissoconium aciculare CBS 342.82
Lineage: Eukaryota; Fungi; Ascomycota; Dothideomycetes; Mycosphaerellales; Dissoconiaceae
Exons: 1
Coding region: 124-843 (239 amino acids)
Source: RefSeq, a predicted model, not a curated record
GAUGUCAUGAUGGCAGGACGUGCGCUUGCGGCUAGACGAGCCAGUGCAGCACCACGACUUAACUAGGCAUUAUCACAUACAGUAGUGGACAGAUCCGCCGGUGAACUGUCGCUUCAAAUCUACAUGAGAUCGACCACCACACGCGAUCUACAGCACAGCAUACAGCAUACAGCAUAUAUAUACGGUAUCAUCAUUGUCCAUGUCGCCAAUCACCGACGAGGCCGCGGUGGAGAUAUCACCCUUUGUCUGCCACAGAGAGAGAGAGAGAGAGAGAGGACACCGGAUCGGCUGCAGCUCCCUCAGAUGCACACGGCCCUCGCCGGUGGAAAUGUCAUCGUCACCAAGUCGGUUGGGACGAAGGAUUCCUCACCAGCUGGAGAUCAUGGACCGUCGAAAUGUAUGGGUGCAGGUGGAGUGGAGUCAUUGAAUCAUCAUCACGUAGGGCUUAUUGCUGUACUCCCGCCCAGCGCCCGCCCUCGCUGGCAUAUACACACCCACACACCUAUGGGUACUCUACGCGGGACAUGGCCGCAGCUCACGCGACGUGCCCUCGCCCUUUCUUUUCCCGCAAACCACACGCAUGGCUGCAGCUACAUCGAGAGGGAUUGGCGACACCCACUCGAGCUCGACAUUGGCUCUCGUCCAAGAUGGACCCGCGAUGAGUGGGACCAGAAAGAACGAAGACAUGAUUUCAUGCGGCAAUGCGUCAAAGCAUUGACCUCGUGGCCGAAGCGGCCAUCGAAAAGCUUGAUCAUGAGAGGAAAAGAGCCUGCGCCUCCAGGGCUGCAAAGUGAAGGACCGCCCGAAAGCAACGCAUCACACGCUUUACGCUCUCCGGCUUAGACCCAUCGAAGAUCUCACAGCCAUCCGCCAUCCCGAGCGGGGUUUCUCCUCAGCCUCUGCCCGUCACUUCGUCACAUCGUCCCUGUAGCAAUGGCUGCGACUUGAAUUCGGUGGAUUGCUUCAUCUGCAGCCGCUUCGAUCCCAUCUGACUCUGCUUCGCUCGUGGCAGACCACAAUGCUGAAAUCAGGGGCACCAUUGCAAUUCCGUCGCUGGGUGAGGUGCCCAAAGCAUUGUGGCCAGCGCCAUGCGAGACGAGGACGGUA